AUGGGUGCGCUCUUGACGUCCACGCCUAUCCCGAAGACACUGCAGCAGUUCCGAGAGAAGCUAGGGGAGGAGCAAGCGCGGUCAAGGAAAUUAGAGGGGCAGUUAGCAGCCGCUGAAAACGAGCUGACCGAACUCAGGAAUUUUGAUCUCCCAGACAACGAUAUAACUAUCGCGUUGAGGAAGGAGUUGCGGAAUUCGAUUUUACAACUAGCCGAGGAGAAGGCGAUUUCAAGUGGCUUGCGCAAGAAACUUGCCCAUGUGGAAACUGAGUUGAAUUUGUCGAAGCAAUCCGUCGCCACGCACGCAGACAAUCUACUUAAGGCGCAGGCUAGCCAUGCUAAGAAACUCCAGAAUGUGCACGAAGACAUGAACAACCUCACGAGAGAGGUGGACGCGCGCAAGAAAAAACUGGAGGACCGGGAGAACGAGGAGGAAGAACUACAAGUCAAAGCCGAGGAGCUGCAAUCGCAUGAGGCCAAGCUCAAAGAGGAGGGCCGGCGUCUCCAGAACGCGAAGAUUUUGAAUGAAAUGAAGCGCCAGACCCGGCUCCUGGAAGAGCAGUUCAAGAACAACGGGUGCCAAGCUGUGUUUAAAGAGCUCGAAGCCAACCUCAACCGGAUCGAGGAAGAGAGGGCGGCGAUGCAAGCAGAACGGGGUGGAGUGAGAACGCAGUUGGAAUCGAUGAAGGCUGCGCUAGAGGCGGUGAAAACGGAGAACAGCGGAUUGCAAGACACCAUCGCGAGACGAGAGCUGCAUCUGCAUACGUACAAGUAUAGCGCGGUGACCAAGGAAGCUAUCGAAGCGUUCACAGAAUGGAACGCCGAGAUCCGAAAUGGUAACACGAGCACAAUGCAGAAGAAGCGCGACUUCAAUCUGGGCAAAAUGAAGGAGGCGUUUGGAUCGAAGACGGCGGACGCUGAAGAGUUCAAGGCGCUUGCGGUCGAGUUCUGGGAGAAAAGAAAUGAGUUGGUCCACGACAAGGCAUGGACCGUCAUCCACUCGAUGGACCACGGCAGAUACGCGUAUGUAUGCACGGAGAUUAUGGAAGCAUUGGGCCUUUCAGCCUUCAGCACUCCGGUCAUGGUGAGACUUACAAGCCGCUCCUUCCUUCACCUGACACCUGAAGUGGUGGAGUUCGAAGCAGAGCAUCCGUUUUAUGCUAAGGUCUUACUGCUAGACUCGGAGGUGGUGACGUUUCGCAGCUUGGAAGGAGGCGAAGGGAAACUGGAUCGUGCCGUCGCCGAAGACCACGUGGAUCGGGCCAGCGAAGUUUCCCAGGCCGGUCAGAUCUCGUUGCUCCGACGACCCGUGUCCGUCAGUUUAGCUGGAGAGGUUCAGUAUGGACAAGUGAUCUCGGUCGACCAGAGCAGUGUCACGAUCCGAUCCGGUGGUCAUGAAUUUGUGGCAGCGGCAGCUGCAGUGUCAGUGGUGCCACCAGUGAUUGUUCUGUUGCUUGAAGACGUCGAGUUCAGAAGCGACGAGUGGAGUCCUACUGACCUAGAGGCGAUGGAGCAGUCAAUUCUGAGUCGGCUGCUCGGUACCGGUGGUAGUUCUGCUUCAAAUCAAGUGUCCGAGAUACUGGAAGGUCUGAUGAGUGAGGAAAAUCACCCUAGUGGUGACAAGGACGUGGAAGAGCUCUUUGACCCGUUUCCAGACGACGAUGACUCGCCCCAAGACGAAUCGGAACGCGGUGCUGAAGUUGGUCGGGCGAACACUACCACACAACACGUGACAAAACGACAGCAAGAGGUCACGGUUGCCAACGGCGACGAUGGCCACGUCCUCUCCAAGCGACAACGAGUUCAAACCGCUAUUGAUCAAGACGCAUUGAUUAUCGCAAAAAUAAGCGACGAACCGGACCUUCUCGAGCGUUUCGUGAUGAUUAGGAAGGAGGCCAACGUCAAAGCGCAGCCGGCGGAGGGUGGUGGUACCAUGCGUACUCACGUACAGAAGCCAUCCCCUACGACAAGGGGAAAGAAGUCGUCUAAGUACGCAUUUGCACCGUCCGAGGAGCAGGAAUUAGUUCACGAGCGCAUAACAACGGAGAAGCACAAAGCGGCUGAGGAAGGUGGUGCACUUCGAGCCGUACAGCAACGUUGUAUGACCGAUGACCGGUUGCUCAAGGAUGUGAUGUUGAUAAAGGUGCAUCGGCAAGUGCAGGAUGUACGACACGAGAUGAUGUCGGGACCAGCACGCCUUGAGGGCCACGUUGAACAAGGAUCCCAGCUCCGCAACGGCCGCAACCACGACGUGAUGGCGGUUGUCCCAGCGAGCAUGGGCAUUUCGUUCCCAAGCAGCUACCCGCGAUCGUGA
This is a messenger RNA of Phytophthora sojae, 2313 nucleotides long. RefSeq lists its product as hypothetical. The coding region runs from base 1 to 2313 and encodes 770 amino acids. The record is from RefSeq and is a predicted model, not a curated record. NCBI's taxonomy places the organism in Eukaryota, Oomycota, Peronosporomycetes, Peronosporales, Peronosporaceae. The transcript is spliced from 9 exons.